AUGAAUUCAAAUGAUCAUCAUAAUUUUUCAUCUGACUUAAAGCUUGAUUCUGUUUCAUAUCUCGUGUCUAAUUGUUUAAUAAUAACUUAUGCCCAAAUAUUGUACGAAUGUAACUUUGACAGUAAUACAAUAACAACUUCAUGUCUUAAACCAGAACAACUUGCUGGAUUGCUUAUUAGUGAACAACUGGGAAGUGCUGGUAUACAACCACCUUUUUCACCUCUUUCUGAUGUCACAUCUAGUCUUAAACCAACAAGUAAUGGUGAAUCAUGUAAUCUACCUUAUAAAAUCAAUUCUUUCGCCUGGGAUAUGUACUUUUGUAAUGAGGGUUAUUGUCAAACAUCAACAGAUUCAACCUCAAAAUGUUCAUCAGGCAAAUUUGGAUACUUUAAUUUUCAAGCAGCAAGAAAAGUUAGUUUCACUCUGAAUACAGCCUCAGGUGGUACAAAUGGUACCGAUGAACAAUGUCUCAUCUAUUAUUAUUAUUUAUCAAACAUAACAGGAAUAGACCUAAGCAUCACAGUACGCAAACAAGAAGUAGGAGAUAUUAGUGAAACAAUUGAUACUGUAACACGUAGUCCAUAUAAUGGAUGGAUAAAGCGUCAAGUAUCAUUUCAUACUUCAAAGGGUGGUUAUAAAAUUUACUUUGAUUUUGAGAAAACUUUUGGACUACCUAGUCUUACUACUGUAAUCAGUAUUGAUGAGAUAUCAGUACAUCAACGCAACUGCCCCAGUGAACCAGCUACUGAAAGCACGCUAACAAUUUCAACAACUGGGUCGGAUAUAACAACAAGUAAUAUAAUCGAAACUAUAUCAACUGUACAGACAACUGAUACAACAGUUACAGAGUCAUCAUCAAUGGAGCCCAUCACUACAACUGAAACUACUACUACAACCAGUGUUACCGCAACAACUACAGCUACUACUAUCACCACAAUUACUACUACUACUUCCUCAUCAACUACAACUACUAUUGCCUCAACAACUACAAUAACUAUCAGUACCAGUACUACUACUUCAACAAGUACAACUACCACCACUUUAACAACUACAACUACUACUAUCACAACUACUACUACUUUAACAAUUACAAUUACUGCUUCCUCAUCAACUACAACUACGGCUACCUUAACAACUGCAACUACUAUUACCUCAACCACUACGACAACUACUGUCUCAACAACUACAACAGCUACCAGUACCAGUACCACUACCUCAACUACUACUGUGAUUACCAUUACUACUACCGCAACUACUACAAUAACUACUGCCUCAACAACUAUCAGUACCAGUACUAUUACUUCACCAACUACUACUGUAAUCACCACUAUUGCAACCACAACAUCUACUUCUGUACAAACAACAACGAGCACAACUUCAACAUCGUCGGCUUCCAUGACCACGACUACCACGAUGCCCACAACUACGACAACAGUCAUGACGAAUCUACCAUCAUCCACUACGAUGAUUACCAAUUCUACAUCAAAUGUAACACAAUCAACUACAGCAGAUUCAUUAGAAAAUACAACAAAGAAAGAUCCAUCCAAAAGAACGCUGAUUAUUGCUUUGGCUACUGGAAUACCGGCUGCGUUGAUUAUAGUUGUCAUUAUUGGCGUGUGGAUAAAAAGAUCAGCCGUUAGCGGCCUCCUCAGUGGUAUUUCACAUCCAUUCACUGACAUAACUGAUCAAAAUGAAAUGACUACUUUUAAACUCAAUGAUUUACAAGACGAUCAUGCAUUUUAA
Messenger RNA from Adineta steineri, 1743 nucleotides. The record is from the annotation of a GenBank genome assembly. NCBI's taxonomy places the organism in Eukaryota, Metazoa, Rotifera, Eurotatoria, Adinetida, Adinetidae.